GCGGUUCAAACUCUUCUGUUUAGUGCCAAAAAUAAUAAUAAAUCUCAUCUAGUAAAAGAUGUCCUUUUCCAGCGUUGACUUAACAUCUGGCAGCAAAAAAAGAAGCGAUAAGUGGCCUUGGUAUGGGGCGCCCAUCUUUUGCGUUAUCUGGUUCACACUGUUCUAUGUGUCCGCCAUUCCAAGCUUUUUCUCAUAUCCAAAGAUGAUUUAUGUCCGGGAUGCAGCCAAUCAUCCGAACGAGUUUAUUGGCGAGCGUGCCAAGAUUCAGCUGGCCGAGUACUCAGCGAUUGGCAACAAGAUGACUGGAUCGAUAAAUAACGAGGUGCACGUCGUUAAUUUUGUGAAGCGGGAGGUGGAAAAGAUUGUGGAGCAGUCGCGCAGAGAUCUAUAUGACAUCGACUUGGAGGUGCAGUACUCUUCGGGCGCCUUCUAUCUGUGGGAUGCGGCCACCAGCUAUGACAAUGUGUCCAACGUAGUGGUACGGAUCUCACGAAAGGAUAGUCCCAGCGACAACUAUUUGUUGGUUAACUCACACUACGACUCGGAGGUGAAGACGCCGGCUGCUGGUGACGACGGCAUCAUGGUGGUUAUCAUGCUGGAAACUCUGCGCGUCAUCGCACAGUCUGAGCGUCCGCUGGCUCAUCCCGUCGUCUUUCUCUUCAAUGGCGCUGAGGAGGCCAACAUGCUAGGUGCCCAUGGCUUCAUCACAAAGCACAAAUGGGCCAAAAACUGCAAGGCGCUUAUCAACUUGGACUCGACGGGAUCAGGCGGUCGUGAGGUUUUGUUUCAAACGGGUCCCAAUCAUCCCUGGCUGAUGACCUACUACAAGAAGUAUGCACCACAUCCCUUCUCCAUAACCCUCGCCGAAGAGCUCUUUCAAAAUAACUUUAUACCCUCCGACACGGACUUUCGUAUAUUUCGCGAUUUUGGCAACGUGCCCGGUCUGGACAUGGCGCAUGCUCUCAAUGGAUAUGUUUACCAUACCAAAUAUGAUAACUUCAAGAAUCUGGCGCGCGGCACCUAUCAGUCCACAGGCGACAAUGUGUUGGCAUUGACCUGGGCACUAGCCAAUGCACCGGAGCUCGAUGACACAGCUGCCCACGAAGAAGGACACGCUGUCUUCUUCGACUAUCUCGGCUGGUUCAUUGUCGUCUAUACCGAAUCGGCCAGUAUUGCCAUCAAUAUUGUUGUGUCCCUGGCUGCUCUGGGCUGCAUUGGACUCUCCGUCUAUUUCAUGACCAAGGACAACGUAGUGGACACGCCCAAAGCUGUGGCCUUGCGCUUCGGCAUCAUUUGCCUCGUGCAGCUGGGAGCAGUGGUGAUUGCUUGGGGACUGACCCUGCUCGUGGCCGUCUUCAUACGUGCUGUUGGCCUGGGUGAGUCGUGGUACUAUGGCAUUUGGAUGACUUUCGGCUUGUACUUCUGCCCCAUGUUCCUGGGAUUGGGCCUGCUGCCCGCCUACUACAUAGGCUGGACCAAACGGAAGUCAUACAUGAAGCUCAAUCAGACCAUUGCCUGCUUCAUGCAUGCCCACUGCAUUUUGAUUGUCUUCAUUUGCCUUCUCCUGACUGGGCUGAGCAUACGUUCCGCCUUCUUUCCCAUGAUUGGCUUGUUCUUCUACACAGUCUCGAUGAUUGUGCAGUUUAUCCUCAGACUGACCAUCAAGAAGAGCUUCUUUAUGACUGUUCAUAUGUUGUGCCAGCUGUUGCCCUUCUUCUUCUACACCUAUUUGAUGUAUGUGUUUCUGCUGGUAUUUGUGCCUAUGCAGGGACGCGAUGGCCCCGACAGCAAGCCAGAUAUGCUGAUCGCAGCCUUCAUUGCCUUAAUGACAAUGCAUUUUGCUGGAUUCAUAGUACCAAUUUUACAAAAAUUCCACAAAUCGAAGACUUUCAUCUCAAUGUUUGGUGUCUUAAUCAUCAUAUUUAUUAUAUUAGCCGCGACACCAGCGGGUUUUCCUUUCAAGAAGGAUGUUGCCUCGCAGCGUUACUAUGUCCUGCACACUCAGCGCACAUUGCACAGUUUUGAUGACACUAUCACACAGGAGAAUGGCUUCUAUAUACAGCCCGUGGAUACUCGAUACUCCGAGCUGUACGAUACAACGCUUAAGAAUGUGGAGCCCGAGAUCUGGCUCAAGAAUAACUGUGCCAAUGAGCCCUACUGUGGUCUACCGCUUUAUAGUGGACGUUGGCUCAACUGGAAGGAUUCCGCACGCUGGAUUUAUAGUGCUGCUCCAGUGUUUCCCGUUACCACAGAGCUCGCCGAAAUAUCAAGGCAAUCCAUAAGCUUGAACAAAAAGCGAUUCGAGUUCAGCCUCAAGGCUGGCGAUCGCAUUGUUAUGUACGUUGAUCCUAUGGAAAAAGUGAAGAUAACCAACUGGUCCUUUGACGAGACCCUCUUGGUGGAUGGCCAUACUGCUCCCUAUUUCAUAUACCAUGUCUCCUCCAUGGUCACGGAGCCAUUCAACUUCUGGCUGGAGUUGGAGCACGAUGCAGCCAACACAGCUGGGCCAUACUUCAAGCUGGCAGUGAGCGUUCAUUUCCUCUAUCAUCCGGAACAUUACACGCCCGAGUUCCGGGAGUUCCUUAGCACUUUUCCCGAUUGGACAUACACGACCGACUGGUUCGCUUCGUAUGAGAGUUGGAUCUUUUAAAGAAACGACUGGCG
Molecule: messenger RNA, 2664 nt
Organism: Drosophila hydei
Lineage: Eukaryota; Metazoa; Arthropoda; Insecta; Diptera; Drosophilidae
Product: endoplasmic reticulum metallopeptidase 1
Exons: 7
Coding region: 59-2650 (863 amino acids)
Biological process (GO): proteolysis
Molecular function (GO): metalloexopeptidase activity
Source: RefSeq, a predicted model, not a curated record